AUGCCAAGGAGCAUUGGUAUUUCGCCUCCGAGUACCCUUGGAUCUGAUUCUUCGAUGCCACAACUCAACACACCUGUCAAAAAGCCCAUAAACACGAUCAUGGAUUACACACCUCGUUUCAGCAAGUUUCUUGCGGACAGCACCACGACGCAGACUCCUUUUGUUCAUAAACACGACAUUGUGCCGGCUGAGGAAACCGCCAUGAGACUGCGCGAAACUCAACGCCGCUUCUCACAAGGUGUCCCCCUUGGCGGCGAUGAAAAUUGUGCAGGGAUCGACCGACAACUUGUGCUGGGCAUCUACAAUGAAGCCCUGUCUAUACUAUCCAAGCUUCCAGACAAGCACACACAGAUAGCCGCCGAGUGUGCACGCAAAACUCGCGUUAUUCUCGGCAUCAUUUCCGCCGAUCCAGAUGACACGGUCUUCACCCUAGCUGGUCAGCUUCUCAAGCCGCUUGAGCCACAGUACGCCAAUCCGAGACUGGACACUGGGAUGGAUGGCUUCGGUGCUCUUGCGCAAUGGAGGCUGAAUGCUUGGCGAAAGGACGGUUGGCCUGAGCAGUACCCUGCGGGAGCAGUGAAGAAAGAAACACGGAGAGGAGACAGCCUAGUAGAUCACGAGGGAAAUCAGAGUAUGAAAGAUGGCAAAAUGCUUGAAGUGGUUUACAACGACGAAGAGAUGUGGGACGAAAACGGUUUGGAUUCUCGCGAAGAAAACGCUGAAGGAAAUAGGAAGAGCAAUAUGACGGCUCAAGUCAAGGGGAGGAGAGGGGAGGCGGCGACUCAAAUGAAGGGCAAGAGAAGAGAAGCUACUUCCGCUUCUAGCAGCAGUCGUCGUCGUGGCCGCUCUGGUCAUGUUAUCAUGGACUCGGAGGAUGAAGACUGGACCAAGGAACCAGGUGACGAUGUUGAUAGGACCAUGGAAUCGGUUGAUGAAGAUGACUGGUCCUAG
Molecule: messenger RNA, 951 nt
Organism: Parastagonospora nodorum SN15
Lineage: Eukaryota; Fungi; Ascomycota; Dothideomycetes; Pleosporales; Phaeosphaeriaceae
Exons: 2
Coding region: 1-951 (316 amino acids)
Source: RefSeq, a predicted model, not a curated record